GUUAAAUUGCUGACAGUAAAUAUGAUUUUAGUCUCUUCUCAACUUCCAAACAAACAUCAACGAUUAUAUUGCCUUAACAUUUCUAUAUUUAAAAUUAAACAUGGUUAAAAUAUGUUUUAAAAUGAUAUCUGUAUUGGCAAUUGGUACUGGAACAACAUUACUAUUAGCCUGGUAUUAUUUAUCAAAAAAUAAAAAACAAAAACCACCUAAAAAAUGGCAUAAAGUUGGUGAAUUAUCAGGUCUUUAUAUAUUCCCAGUUAAAUCAUUCAGUUUUAUACAAGAAAAUUCACUGGAAUGUACUCAGCUUGGUUUAAAAUCUGGCUGGCUUCGUGAUCGAACACUCAUGGUUAUAGAUCAUGAUAAAAAAUUUCUAACACUUCGUCAGCAUCCAAAAAUGGUUCAUAUAAAACCAAGUGUAACUGAUACAACUUUGACUCUAGCUGCUCCAGGAAUGACAUCAAUCAGUAUUGAUUUAUCAAACGUUGGUAAAAUAUUUAACACACUGAUUUAUGGUCAACAAGUACCAGCAAGUGAUUGUGGUAAUGAAGUAGCUAAAUGGCUAUCAAAUUAUUUACUCCAGGAAGAGAGUGGACUACGACUUGUUUAUUAUCCACUUGAUGAACCGUAUCGUGACAUCAGCAGUUCAUUAAAAGUAUUUCCGUUAUUAAAGAAUGAACAUGCUGGUGCAUAUGGUGAUGAAUCAUCAUACUCACUUCUUAAUGAAUCUUCAUUGGCACAUUUAAACACUCGUCUUGAUGAGCCAAUAACUGCUGACCAAUUGAGAAUGAAUUUUAUUGUCAAAGGUGCUGAGCCACAUGACGAGGACAAUUGGGACUGGAUUAAAAUUGGUGAUGUUACAUUUAGAAAUAUUAGACCUUGUACCAGGUGUGCUGUUACAACUGUCGAUCCAAAAACUGCAACUAAACAUCCAAACUUUGAACCUGUCAAGACACUCAGAAAAUAUCGUAGUCCAGAUGAUCCAGAUGUUCGUAAAUUCGUCAAAGGCAGUCCUGUUAUGGGCAUUCAUUUGGGACUGAUGGGAACAAAUGGAUUUGUCAAAAUAAAUGAUCCAGUUUAUGUUGGAAUUAAUGGUGAUUAAUUUAACAAAUAAAUAGUCUUUUUUUUUUUUUUCUUUUUUCUUAUUUUAAUAACAUUUAUUUACACUACAAAAUAAUUGGGAAGUUUAACGUAAAAUUGAUGGAUAUACAUUUUUCUAAAUCAUCACUUUGUUUUUUUUAUAAAAAAAAUAUAUAUAUUUAUUCAAAGUAACAUAUGAGAUAUAUAAUUUAAUUGAUUAUGUAAAUAAAAUUUAAGAAAUUUAUUUCGUUUUGUAGGGGUUAUUAUUUAACGUACUUGUAUAGAGGCAGUGGAGGCAUUUCGAGCCAAUAAGACCCUGGCAAUAUAUUUACAAGUUAAAUUUCACAUAACACACAAUGAUGUCAUUAUCAUCAUUAUCAUCAUCAUCAUCAUCAACUAUAUUCUAUCUAAAAAAACAAGGCAUUGAAUAAUUUUUCAUUUAAAUUAAAAUCGUUGUCAUGAAUUUAAAUGAUCACUAUGAUUUUCACAAUUUACGAGUCUUCACGCUCGGUCAGUUGUUUAACAAAUAAAAUGAAAGUCAAAAUAAAAAAUAUAUUUAAAAAAAAAAAAAACAAAAUAGAAAAUAAUAAAA
Aphidius gifuensis is the source of this 1669-nucleotide messenger RNA. Its product is annotated as mitochondrial amidoxime reducing component 2-like. Gene Ontology annotation, molecular function: catalytic activity; pyridoxal phosphate binding; molybdenum ion binding. The record is from RefSeq and is a predicted model, not a curated record. Lineage: Eukaryota; Metazoa; Arthropoda; Insecta; Hymenoptera; Braconidae. The transcript has 5 exons. Bases 101 to 1099 code for a protein of 332 amino acids.